CACCUAAAGACCUUUUGACGACCUGUCACUUGGGCUCAGCUUCGCCUGAAGCUUCUAAUAUGUUGAGAUCUCUGAACAACAACUUUUUCACGUAAACUGACAGAAGUGGAGAAGAGAUGGCCAGUUCAGCCCGAGAACAUCUGCUUUUUGUGCGCCGCCGCAACCCGCAGCUACGGUAUACUCUGAGCCCAGAGAACCUGCAGAGUUUGGCAUCUCAGGGCCCCAUGGCUGAGAACAUGAACUUGCAGCGUGCCAACAGUGACACAGAUUUAGUGACCUCGGAUAGCAGGUCUAGUUUGACAGCCAGUAUGUACGAAUACACCUUAGGGCAGUCUCAGAACCUCAUCAUUUUCUGGGAUAUUAAGGAAGAAGUAGACCCGACUGACUGGAUAGGACUUUAUCACAUAGAUGAGAACUCUCCAGCCAAUUUCUGGGAUUCCAAGAAUCGUGGAGUGACUGGCACACAAAAAGGACAAAUUGUGUGGCGAAUUGAACCUGGCCCCUAUUUUAUGGAAUCUGAAAUAAAGAUCUGUUUUAAAUACUACCAUGGUGUUAGUGGAGCCCUCCGAGCUACUACUCCAUGUAUCACUGUGAAAAACCCUGCUGUGAUGAUGGGAGUAGAAGGCACGGAUGAAGGUGCUUCUGGGGUCCAGCACUCUAGGAAGUUAGUCAGCUUUACAUUAUCAGAUAUUAGAGCAGCCGGACUUAAAAAAGGCAUGUUCUUCAACCCUGAUCCUUAUCUAAAGAUGUCCAUUCAGCCAGGCAAGAAAAGUACAUUUCCUACAUUUGCUCAUCAUGGGCAGGAAAGAAGGUCGACUAUCAUCAGUAACACAACUAAUCCUAUUUGGCACAGAGAGAAAUAUUCUUUUGUUGCACUUCUAACAGAUGUCCUGGAAAUUGAGGUUAAAGACAAAUUUGCCAAGAGUCGUCCAAUCAUCAAGCGCUUUCUUGGGAAAUUAACCAUACCAGUUCAGAGACUAUUGGAGAGGCAUGCAAUUGGAGAUGCAUUUGUCAGCUAUAACCUUGGCAGAAGGCUCCCAGCUGAUCAUGUAAGUGGGUAUCUCCAAUUCAAGGUGGAAAUUCACAUCUUUCUGCACUCUGAUGCUUCACCAGAAACAGUUGGCACUUUGCUGGGGGUGAACUCUGUAAAUGGAGACUUGGGGAGCCCCUCCGAUGAUGAGGAUAUGCCACCAGGACAUCACGAUACAUCCACCGUGUGUUCCAAUGGUCCAGUCCUUGAGGAUUCUUCUGGAGAAGCAAUCCUGAGACACCCUUUAAGGACUAGUAGAACUUUGGAAACGGACCAAGAUGAGUUGACCUCUGGUGCUUCAAGAUCAUCACCUACCAGAGGCCGCCAGGACUCACUAAAUGACUAUCUGGAUGCAAUAGAACACAAUAAUCAUCCCAGACCUGGGACAUCUGCCUGUGGUGAGCGUCCACGUGGAGCAUCCCCAAAACUGAGGAGUAGCUUCCCUACUGACACAAGACUUAACGCUAUGCUUCACAUUGACUCAGAUGAAGAGGAACAUGAGCUACAUCAAGACCUGGGGUUUCCAUCUUCCUUGGAAGACGACGGUGGUUUAGUAAUGCUUAAUGGUGCUACAAGGAAUGGUGAAAGAAAUGGUUUAAGUUACUCAUCAGAUCAGGUAAUGCAAGGACCUGCAGAGAAUGAAAACAUUUCAGCCUCUGAAGUUCCUUUGCCAUCAACUGAUGACCAGCAAGAGACUCUCCCAGAGCUUCCACCAUCACAGUUAGCAGGAAGUGAAAGCCUUCAAGGUUCUCAAAGUGAAGCACCAGCAGACCAGGCUGGCAGCGAGUCGUGUGCCGCUCAGGAGGCAGAGCAGCCUCCUAGCAGUGUGGAUGCAGGAGCUGCCGAUGCCGCUGCUGGGAGCAGAAGGGGCAUUAGUGAAACGGAAUCCACUGAUCAAGGGUCUGAACCUUCCCAGAUAUCAUCAGAAACCGAGCAGAGUGAUCCUGCUCGCACGGAAAGCGUCAGUGAGGCCAGUACCCGGCCAGAAGGGGAGAGUGAUGUGGAAGGGGCAGACAGCUCUUGCAAUGAAAGCGCGACUGUGCGACGUUCUUCAGUGGAAAUGCGGUGUUCUUCAUUUGAAAAUGCCAGGUUUCCUGAGACGCCAGCUUUUUCUUCUCAGGAGGAGGAAGAGGGAGCUUGUGCCACCGAUGCAGCUAGAACUGAGCCAGGUGCUGAAACACAGGACUCUGCAAGUACUUCCGGUUCUCUGCCUGUGGUACAGUUACCUCAGGAGGAAGGACAGGAAGCUGAGGCAGGUGAAUUACAAGACCAAGAGGAAGGGGAAGAAAUCUGGCAAAGAAGAAGCCUGCAGGCGGCUGCUGCCGAUAGCCAGUCUCAGGAUGAAGAAACUGAAGGAGCCCAAGCAGCUUGCGGGGGUGCCACAGCACAGGUUGAAGGAGCUACUGGAGGUGCUCAAGCCAAUGGCCAUCAGCCCUUGAGGUCGCUGCCUUCGGUACGUCAGGAUGUUGGCCGGUACCAGAGAGUGGAUGAGGCUCUACCACCAAACUGGGAAGCUCGAAUUGACAGCCAUGGACGGAUUUAUGUGGACCAUGUGAACAGGACAACAACAUGGCAGCGACCCCAGCCCCCCCAGCCCCACAGAUUCUCCAGAGGUCAGAAUUCCAUACAGCAAAUGGAACAGCUGAAGUCGCCGGUCCAGUUUUCUAACCCUAGGUACCAGAGCAUCCGAAGAACAAUGACUAAUGACAGGCCUGAAGAGCACACAAACGCGGUGGAUGGAGCUGGAGAGGAAACUGACUUUCACCAUUCUAAUGCAGAUUUUCGAAGAGAGAAUGUGCUGCCUCACUCUACCUCCAGAUUCCAGACUACUUUAUUGCUCCAGUCUCCCCCUGUGAAAUUCUUAAUCAGCCCAGAAUUCUUUACAGUGCUGCAUUCUAACCCUAGUGCCUACCGCAUGUUUACAAAUAACACGUGUUUGAAGCACAUGAUCACCAAAGUCCGGCGGGACACCCACCACUUUGAGCGCUACCAGCAUAACCGUGACUUGGUGGGCUUCCUCAACAUGUUUGCCAACAAACAGCUGGAGCUGCCAAGAGGUUGGGAAAUGAAACAUGACCAUCAGGGCAAGGCUUUCUUUGUUGACCACAAUUCCCGCACUACCACGUUCAUUGACCCCCGGCUUCCCUUGCAGAGCAGCAGGCCCACUAGUGCGUUAGUCCAUCGGCAGCACUUAACGAGACAACGCAGCCACAGUGCUGGUGAGGUCGGAGAGGACUCCCGUCAUUCAGGACCACCAGUUUUGCCAAGACCAUCUAGCACAUUUAAUACAGUCAGCAGAGCUCAGUACCAGGACGUGGUUCCAGUGGCUUACAAUGACAAGAUUGUUGCAUUUUUGCGGCAGCCCAAUAUUUUUGAGAUUCUACAAGAGCGUCAACCAGAUCUUACCAGGAAUCAUUCACUCAGGGAGAAGAUCCAGUUCAUCCGGACAGAGGGAACGCCUGGGUUGGUGCGUUUAUCCAGUGAUGCAGACCUUGUCAUGUUACUCAGCUUGUUUGAGGAGGAGAUAAUGUCAUAUGUGCCACCACAUGCCUUACUUCAUCCUAGUUAUUGCCAGUCCCCAAGAGGCUCGCCGGUGUCUUCGCCUCAGAACUCUCCAGGUACUCAGCGUGCCAAUGCCCGAGCUCCAGCUCCUUACAAAAGAGAUUUUGAAGCCAAGCUGAGAAACUUUUACAGGAAGUUGGAGACUAAAGGAUAUGGACAAGGCCCAGGAAAAUUGAAAUUAAUCAUUAGGAGAGAUCACUUGCUAGAAGAUGCCUUUAACCAGAUCAUGGGCUACUCAAGAAAAGACCUGCAGAGAAAUAAACUCUAUGUCACGUUUGUUGGGGAAGAAGGGUUGGACUACAGUGGACCUUCAAGAGAGUUUUUUUUCCUGGUGUCUAGAGAGCUCUUCAAUCCAUAUUAUGGUUUGUUUGAAUAUUCAGCCAACGAUACCUAUACAGUACAAAUAAGUCCCAUGUCUGCUUUUGUAGACAAUCACCACGAGUGGUUCAGGUUUAGUGGUCGAAUUCUUGGUCUUGCUCUGAUACAUCAGUAUUUGCUAGAUGCCUUUUUUACAAGACCCUUUUAUAAAGCCCUCCUCCGAAUACUCUGUGACCUGAGUGACCUGGAAUAUCUCGAUGAGGAGUUUCACCAGAGUUUGCAGUGGAUGAAAGACAAUGAUAUACAUGAUAUCCUAGAUCUCACAUUUACUGUAAAUGAAGAAGUUUUUGGGCAGAUCACAGAGCGGGAACUAAAGCCAGGAGGUGCCAACAUCCCGGUCACGGAAAAGAAUAAGAAAGAAUAUAUAGAAAGAAUGGUGAAAUGGAGAAUUGAGAGAGGUGUUGUACAACAAACAGAAAGUCUGGUUCGUGGUUUCUAUGAGGUAGUUGAUGCGAGGCUCGUGUCUGUAUUUGAUGCCAGAGAACUGGAACUGGUUAUAGCUGGAACAGCAGAAAUUGACUUGAGUGAUUGGAGAAAUAAUACGGAGUAUAGAGGAGGUUAUCAUGACAAUCACAUUGUAAUUCGGUGGUUCUGGGCUGCUGUGGAGAGGUUCAACAAUGAACAACGACUAAGACUUCUACAGUUUGUUACAGGCACAUCCAGCAUACCUUAUGAAGGAUUUGCCUCUCUACGGGGGAGCAAUGGUCCAAGAAGGUUCUGUGUAGAGAAGUGGGGGAAGAUCACUGCUCUUCCAAGGUGACUGGUAGAAGCGGGAGACCUGUUCCUGACCAUGUCGAGGAGAAAGUUGGAGAAUAAAAGCCUUUCUGGCUUGUUAGCCACGUCUCUGCACACACAGAUCAAGACAGACAAUUUCCACAAUUUUUAUAUGCUUGAAUCGAAAGAGCUGGGAAGAGGAAAAUGUGCUGUGGUUAGAAAAUGUAUAGCUAAAUCCACAGGCCAAGAGUAUGCAGCUAAAUUUUUAAAGAAAAGAAGAAGAGGUCAAGACUGCAAAGCAGAGAUUCUUCAUGAAAUUGCUGUCCUUGAAUUAAUGAAAUCUAAUCCUCGCAUAGUUAAUCUCCAUGAAGUCUAUGAAACAGCAAAUGAAAUCAUCUUAGUGUUGGAAUAUGCUGCUGGGGGAGAAAUAUUUGACUUGUGUGUCCCAGAUCUGGAUGACAGAAUUGGGGAAAGGGAUAUUGUAAGACUUAUAAGACAGAUACUUGAAGGACUUCGCUGCUUGCAUGAAAACAACAUUGUUCAUCUUGAUUUAAAGCCUCAGAAUAUUUUGCUGAGCAGUGUCAAUCCUCUUGGUGAUGUAAAAAUAGUAGAUUUUGGUAUGUCUCGGAAGCUUGAGAAUUCUAGUGAACUACGGCAGAUCAUGGGAACAACAGAGUAUCUAGCUCCAGAAAUCUUAAACUACGAUCCCAUUACCACAGCUACAGAUAUGUGGAACAUAGGUGUAAUCUCAUACAUGCUGCUGACGCAAGAAUCUCCAUUUGUUGGAGCUGAUAAUCAAGAAACUUACCUUAAUAUAUCUCAAGUUAAUGUGGAUUAUUCAGAAGAAACAUUUUCGUCAGUUUCACAGCCUGCCAAAGACUUCAUUCAAAAACUUCUCAUAAAAAAUCCAGAGCAAAGACCCACAGCAGAGGCCUGUCUUUCUCAUUUGUGGUUGCAGCAAGGGGAGUUCACACUCUUGUGUAGCCCUGAAGAAACUUGCUGCUCUUCUCUGAUGCCAGGACACACCACAAAAUGUUCAGAAGAGCGGAAUGUAAAAUCUAGUUGUAAUGGUACCUGUAGCAACAAGGAAGACAAAGAAAACAUACCAGAGGACAGCAGUAUGGUCUCCAAACGCUUCCGUUUUGAUGAUUCAUUGCAGUAUCCCCAAGACUUCAUGACAGACUUCAUAUGUUAAUGUGUAAUAUAGACUUUUAUAAAAUGAAUUUAGCAUAAUCUGUUCCAGUGGCGAAUGUAAGAUUAUGGCUUGCCAAUUCGUGCAGCAUUGGCAUACUAGAAAUGCACUUUGAUUCUUUUAUGCUGGUGCUUCCUUUUCUAUCCAUUGCUGGCAAUGGAUUUAACCCCUGAAAAAUUGGGGUUGUGGCGCCACUAAAAUGAAUUAUUUUUUGUAAGAAGAUUUAAUUAAAUAUUUUUGCACUUUUCAAGUUUUAGUCCAAAAAUGAUGCCAGAGUGAACAAACUAAAACCUGAAAAUAAGUUUGUUUAAACUGAAGCUUUGCCAAACAGUGGUUGCAUACACACACGCUUUUCUGACUGGCCUUAAGAAAUUGAUCUAAGCAGGGAAACUGAAUCUAGCUGUUUUACUGGGCUUACUGGUGACCAUUCUCAUCACUUUAAAUGGAAGCUGAAGUUGGUAUGUUUUGGGAAUGCGGUACAUCUGUUGUGGCCAUUUGCAAAACUACGUUCUAGGAUCAUUAGUAGUUAAGGAAAUGUUUCUGCCUUAUAGAUCUGGUCUGCUUAGGAAUUAUAAUGCACACUCUGUGUGUUUUCCAACAGGAAACUGAGUUGGAUUUCUGCAAUGCUUGAAUAGAAAAUGGGUAGAUUGUCAGUCCAUGUGCUAGUGGUCCUUUGCUCCUUAUCAGUAAGUUAUAUUUGGAGAGGAUGAGGGUCCCACGCUGAUGUGAAUAUUUGAUAAACUAGUUUGCUUUCAUAAAACCUCUGAAAUAGUAUUGUCUACCUAUAUCGACCUAUUCCUCAUCUUAAAAACAAACAAAAACCCCAAGCAAGCAAGCAAACAAACCAACAAAAAAACCCAAACCAAAAAGCUUCUUUAGAGUUAAAAGUACUAACUGAAUAAACUGAAAAUAACAAUUUUUGCCAGUGAAAGUGCAAUUAAAAGUUUUUCAUUAUGCCCCUCUAAUGCAGAAGUGCAGUGCAUCUUUCUGUCAGUUAUUGUUAUCCAUAAUAGUUUACCUUCAUGCCCGCUCUGAGAAACGGACUGCAGUGUGCUAGUAUUUAAAGACAAACUACCUAAUAAUUGUUUUAAGCCUUUAAAUUUAGUUUGUUUAUUGGUUUUGUUGUGUUGGAGGGGGGGAUGUUGUUGGGUUUUGUUUUGUUGUUUUUAAUUAUAUCCUUUUCACUUCCUGUUUCUAGGCUCUGAGGAAGUAAUGCCUAUGUCAAUUUUAAGCAAAUACCAAUCAUGCCUUAACAGCCUGAAACUAAUACUGACAAGAUAAAAUCUUAAUCAUAACACUGAGGCUGGAAGUCUUUUUGUGUAGGGAAUGUAUUAAAACUCUUGUAAAUAUUUUAAAAGUAAACAGCACUUUAAAAUACUUCUGGGAUUUUCCACUCCUCAGAGCUUAGACUUAAUUGUCUUUGAUUUGGAUUUGGUUUGUUCUGUGUAAUAAAGUAUCACAAUCUGAAGUGUGCCUGUGGGCUUGUCAAUAGUUAGGCAGGUUGAGGUUCUGGAACAACAUAGGAUUGAGGUGAACAUAAUGAAAGGUAAAAGGUUGUAUUUUAUCUUUCUUCACACAAGGAAGGAACAGGGUUUUUUUUGCCAAGAGAUUUCAAUAUAAGGUAUCACCAUAAAGCAUGGGGGAAUUCAGGACUGUUGUCUUUAUUUUAGGUGACACUCAUGUUGACAAGUGAAAAGUUGACUGAGGUGUAAGGCAUGUAAGACUAUUUCAGCUUACUUUUGUCAGAAGUAAAAGUUUUCCACGACUUAAUCUCACGUGAAAGGAAGUAACGAAUAUAUUCAGCACAUAUGAAGCUCAGAUGCCUAGGUACAAAUGAACCACACUGAGUCUCCUCUAUGUAUUACUUCUCAUGUAACUUUUUUUCAGUGAUACUGAUAAUAUAUACUAAGUGACUUUGCUGGAGGCAGUUGCUGAAUCAUAUUUAGGUACCUUAUACCCUUACUUUUCAAAGGCCUUGGCUUUUCCCAGUGGAGUCUUAACCUAACCUUUUAUUUUUUCCACCAGCAUGGAGUCCAAUUUGAACUGGGUAAAUUAAAAAUACAAACUUCUGUACAUACUAAGAAGUUAAAUUUCAUUUAAGGAAGAAAAUGUCAAAAGCUGUGACAGGUGAAGGUAGAAAAGAAUGUUUAUAAAAUUUGUUACAUUUUAAAAUACGUUACAGAGCUGAAAUUCCAACUGGGAAGCUUGUGAAAGUCUUUGUACAUUAGUAUUCUAUUUUUAACAUCUGGAAAAUAAAGCUGAAAACAUAUACCAGCACUUUAUGACAAAGUUGUUGUUAUUAAGAUUUUUAUCAUGGUAUCUGAUGUUUACAUUUCUUACUACUUUUCGAGCUAAUCUUUAAAUAAAUGAAAAUUGGUCUUAUCCAAAGAACUUAAGUUUUGAAGACUUUAUUUGUACUUUACAUAAACUUAAAAUAUACCUUGAAUCAGAUUUUCUUUGGAUCACUGCAUUUAUUUUAAAGUAUUAUUGUUCAUGCAAACUUCAAGUGAAUGUAAAUACAUACAUUGUAGACAAUUGUUAGCCCAUCUUGCUUCCUGCCAUAUUACUGGGAAUUACCAAGUGUGAAUGAGUGAUGAGUAACAUUUUAAGAUGAUUGAAGUCAUAUUUCUAUGCAGUUCAUGACCUUUUUAUAUAACAAAAAACAAAAUAAACCUUGUCUUUUUUUCAAAA
This is a messenger RNA of Strigops habroptila (Kakapo), 8567 nucleotides long. RefSeq names its product HECT, C2 and WW domain containing E3 ubiquitin protein ligase 2 (gene HECW2). Gene Ontology annotation, molecular function: protein binding; protein serine/threonine kinase activity; ATP binding. The record is from RefSeq and is a predicted model, not a curated record. Gene Ontology annotation, biological process: regulation of dendrite morphogenesis; protein phosphorylation. Lineage: Eukaryota; Metazoa; Chordata; Aves; Psittaciformes; Psittacidae.